Molecule: messenger RNA, 1038 nt
Organism: Strigops habroptila (Kakapo)
Lineage: Eukaryota; Metazoa; Chordata; Aves; Psittaciformes; Psittacidae
Product: olfactory receptor 1038-like
Exons: 1
Coding region: 1-1038 (345 amino acids)
Biological process (GO): sensory perception of smell; G protein-coupled receptor signaling pathway
Cellular component (GO): membrane
Molecular function (GO): olfactory receptor activity; odorant binding; G protein-coupled receptor activity
Source: RefSeq, a predicted model, not a curated record
AUGAGAGGAAAUAAUACCCAGAUUGACUUCAUCCUGGUGGGAAUUACAGAUAGCUCAUGUGCACAGACCCCUCUUUUUGUCUUGUUUCUAUUGAUUUACAUUGCCACUUUGGUGGGGAAUGUUGGCAUUAUCGUAUUGGUGCGAGUGUCUCCCAGCCUCCACACCCCCAUGUACUUCUUCCUCACCCAUUUUGCCUUCACUGACAUCUGCUAUUCCACAGUCGUCUCCCCCAGGAUGCUGGCAGACCUGUUAUCAGAGGAGAAAACCAUUUCUUUCUCUGCCUGCAUGAUGCAGUUGCAAAGCUUUACACACUUUGCUAUUGUGGAGUGUCACCUGCUGGCCAUGAUGGCCUACGACCGGCACGUUGCUAUCUGCCACCCCCUGCUUUACAUCACUGUCAUCUCCAGCCGUGUCUGCUGGCAGCUGGUAGCAUCAUCCUACCUAUCCGCCUUCCUCAGUGCCAUCAUCUGCACAUGGUGCACGUUUGGAGGUUCCUUCUGUGGUCCCAACCGCAUCGACCACUUCUUCUGCGACACAGUCCCUGUGCUAAAGCUCGUGUGCUCCAACACCCACAGCAGUGAGAUGAUCAUCUUUGCUUUUGUCACCAUCAAUGUGGUGGGUACGAGCGUGAUCAUUUUUCUCUCCUACAUCUCCAUCCUCCGCACAGUGCUGAGGAUGUGCUCAGCACAGAGCAGGGCCAGAGCCUUCCAGACUUGUGCCUCCCAUUUGACAGCUGUUGCCUUGUUAUAUGGGUCAGCAUUCUUCAUGUACCUACAACCUCCAUCUAGCCACAGCAGCCUGGAUAAGCUGGCAUCCAUCUUCUAUGCUGUGGUGAACCCCAUGCUCAACCCAUUCAUCUACAGCCUGAGGAACAAGGAGGUGAAGGAGGCUCUUGUCAAGUGCGGGAGGGGGUUGUUCAACCACUGGCAACAUAAGAGAAUUCUAGCAUCUAGGAAUUGCACGGUUCAUGUCAAGAGAGAAUGCAUAUGGGGCACUAAGACAAUGGGAUUUUCCCCUAAUCCUCAUGAUUUGAUGUAG